UGCAGGACUGCAAGCAAUUAGGGAGAGAUAGAGACAAAGGGAAGGGGAGAGGCAAAGUUCCUCUACCGUAUAUCCACACCACCCGCGGGAGAGUACAGCAAUCAUAACGUUCGUUUAUUACUUUGUUACUUUUCAUUAUCCCCCCGUAGCAGGUCGUUUGUCGACUUUUUCUCUCUGCCCCCCCCCCCCACAUUCUGCACAAACCCGUCGAAUUGGAGGAAGGGGUGAGUUUGCAAAGUGAGCCCGCAUCAUGGUCGUUCAUUAUAACCCCCCAUGGGCAAAUACUCAUAUUAUUGGUAUUGCUGGCUCUAGCGGUUCAGGGAAAACCUCCCUUGCAGUUCGUAUCGUGAGUGCUCUGAACUUACCAUGGGUGGUUAUUCUAUCAAUGGACUCUUUCUACAAGCCCCUGAACCCGGAACAAUCCGCACAGGCAUUUAGGAAUGAAUACGACUUCGACUCCCCAAACUCUAUUGAUUUCGACAUAUUGGUAGAAAGGCUUGGGGACCUAAAGCAGGGGUGCGUCUAUUCGUUUGAAAAACAUCAGAGAGCUGAGCAGACGACGACAAUCUACUCUUGCCAUGUCUUGAUUUUAGAGGGUAUCUUUGCUCUUUACGAUCCUCGGGUGUUGGAAUUGUUGGACAUGAAGAUAUUUGUCGACACGGACGCAGACGUUUGCCUUGCUAGGAGACGUGGGCUAACUAACGCUACUAGCAUCCAUGGGGCAAUUAAGCAAUGGACAACCUUCGUUAAACCAAACUUCGAAUUAUAUGUCGAACCGCAGAAGAGAAAUGCGGACAUCAUGGUCCCCCGUGGGAUCGAAAACUCUAUCGCAAUAGACAUGAUAACGAAGCACAUCCAAAGAGCGCUCCUCACCAAAUCCAACGAACACAUCAAAACCCUCCAGGCCCUCGGCCAAGGCCACGAUGCCGACGAACCCCUCCCGGCAAACGUCAAAGUCCUAAAGGACACCCCACAGCUCCGAGCGAUGCACACAAUCCUGCAUGAUGAAGAGACCACGCGCGAGGAUUUCGUCUUCUAUUUCGACCGCCUGGCAACGUUGCUGGUCGAGCGUGGGUCAGAUCAUCUGGCUUUCAAGUCUAAAGAGGUCGAAACCCCACAGGGGAUUAGCUAUGCGGGAUUGGAGUUGUCUAAAGACGUUAGUGCUGUCGUUAUCUUGCGCUCAGGAGGCACUCUUGAAGUUGGGCUCAAGAGGGUGGUUCCUGACGCUAGGAUUGGGAGACUACUUAUCCAGUCCAAUGCUCGGACUGGAGAGCCUGAGUUGCAUUACCAGAACCUGCCUUCGAGUUUGGCCAAGGAUAGUGUUCUAGUACUUGAUCCGCAAGUUGCGACCGGGGCCGGGGCCUUGAUGGCUAUGACAGUGCUGAAGGAUCACGGCGUUGAGGAGGAGAGGAUUGUCUUCGUUACUUAUCUUGCUGGUCUUGGUGGGCUGAGGAGGUUGACGAAAGUGUUUCCAAAACUAAAGAUCAUUGUAGGGAAAAUCCAGGAGGGAUUUGAGAGAAGGUGGAUUGACGAGAGGUAUUUUGGAAGUUAG
Messenger RNA from Tuber melanosporum (Perigord truffle), 1552 nucleotides. RefSeq lists its product as uncharacterized. Gene Ontology annotation, cellular component: cytoplasm. Gene Ontology annotation, molecular function: kinase activity; ATP binding. The coding region runs from base 251 to 1552 and encodes 433 amino acids. NCBI's taxonomy places the organism in Eukaryota, Fungi, Ascomycota, Pezizomycetes, Pezizales, Tuberaceae. The record is from RefSeq and is a predicted model, not a curated record. The transcript has 7 exons.